GAGACAGUGGCUCAAGCAGUGGGUAGCUUUGUCGCUUGGCCUGGCCGUCUUCUUACAUUAGGACAUCCUUCAAAGUCUAAGGGGAAGAAGAGCCUAUUGGGUGAUCACUCAUUAUCAUCACCACAGAAGCAGCCCUCUGAGCCCAUUCAAGUGGUAUCAUCAAGAUUUCGAAUAUGUCUUGAGGAAUAUGCAAUUGGGGCCAGAUUAGAACAUGGCGAGGAUUUCAUGAUUCCCCUAGAGUUUGAGCCAGAGGUAUACGGUCGACCCUCGUCAGAUUAUGUCACAAAUGAAGUAUUGAAAGAGAUUCUGACGCAUGGAAUGGCCAGCACAAAUGCCUGUAACUUUUAUAUCAGAUAUCUUUUCAAGAACUUCAUAGCCCCUGGUGGCUUUGAUGACAAGUUCAAGAUUAUCAGCCCCCACACUUUUGCUGGCCACGGACCUAAUAUGAAGAAAGACUUAUCCAGAGACUUGUUAGAUAUCUUCAUUUCUAGGGCAACACCGGGGGCUCAGACUUUGUUUUUGGUGCCUUAUUGUCAAGGGUAA
Molecule: messenger RNA, 543 nt
Organism: Neltuma alba
Lineage: Eukaryota; Viridiplantae; Streptophyta; Magnoliopsida; Fabales; Fabaceae
Exons: 3
Coding region: 226-543 (105 amino acids)
Source: RefSeq, a predicted model, not a curated record